This is a messenger RNA of Morus notabilis, 1667 nucleotides long. Its product is annotated as cannabidiolic acid synthase-like. Lineage: Eukaryota; Viridiplantae; Streptophyta; Magnoliopsida; Rosales; Moraceae. The coding region runs from base 15 to 1667 and encodes 550 amino acids. Gene Ontology annotation, molecular function: oxidoreductase activity; FAD binding. The transcript has a single exon. The record is from RefSeq and is a predicted model, not a curated record.
ACUGGUCAAUAAAAAUGAAGUACAAUAUUACCUUCUCUUCAUUGUUUGCCAAAAUUAUCAUCUUUCUUCUUUCAUUCCUAUUGGCAGCUUCAGCUCAUCACGAUCAUGAAGGCUUUCUUCGUUGCCUGACCACUCGUAUAUCCAAGUCCAACUCCUCCAUUUCUCAACCCAUUAUCUACACUCCAGAUGAGCCGUCGUAUUUCAUUGUGUUGAAUUCAUCCAUACAAAAUUAUCGUUUUUCUUCUUCUUCGACCAAAAAACCAUUUGUUAUCAUCACUCCAUCUCAUGCCUCCCACAUCCAAGCCACUAUUCGUUGUUCUAAGAAACAUGAUAUUCAAAUCAGAACCCGAAGUGGUGGCCAUGAUUAUGAGGGUCUUUCUUAUGUGUCAAAUGUCCAAUUUGUUGUCAUUGACUUGAGAAAUCUAAGUUCGAUCAGCGUAGAUGUGGAAAACAAAUCUGCAUGGGUUCAAGCUGGAGCUACGCUUGGUGAACUUUAUUAUAGGAUUGCUGAAAGAAGUGAAAAUCUUGCCUUUCCUGCCGGUGAUUGCCACACUGUGGGUAUUGGAGGACAAAUCGGUGGAGGAGGCUACGGCUAUUUGACACGUAAAUAUGGGCUUGCAGCAGAUAAUGUUCUUGACGCAGAAUUAAUCGAUGUUAAAGGAAGAAUUCUUAAUAGGAAAUCUAUGGGUGAAGAUUUGUUUUGGGCCAUACGUAGUGGUGGACCAGCAAGCUUUGGAAUCGUUCUUGCAUGGAAACUUCGACUAGUUUACGUGCCGUCGACAGUGACUGUGUUUGAUGUAAAGAGGAGCAUGGAGGACGAUGCAACGAAGAAGGUUUUUCAUCGAUGGCAACGCCGUGCUGACAAAGUCGAUGAGUAUCUAUCAAUUUAUGUAAGGUUUCAAACUGAGAGUUCUAUUGAUAACGAAGGCAAUAAGAAAACUGUGCUAACAGCUUCCUUUCGCGCCACAUUCCAUGGCGGCGUGGAUAGGCUCCUCGAAUUGAUGCAAAAGGAGUUUCCUGAAUUGGGUUUGUUAAGAAAAGAGUGCACUGAGAUGAGAUGGGUCGAAUCUUUUCUCUAUCACAAUUUUUUCAGAAAUGGAGAAUCCUUGGACGUUCUACUUAAUAGGAAAUCUAAUUACAAGAUGGCGUCAUUCAAAGCAAAAUCUGACUUUGUAAAGGAGCCUAUUGCAGAUGAUGCGUUCGAAGGAUUGUUGGGAAGGUUGUACGAAGAAGAGGUAGGUAGAGUUAUGAUUGAUCUAUUUCCUUUCGGAGGGAAAAUGAACGAGAUUUCAGAAUCAGCAAUCCCAUUCCCAUACCGAGCUGGAAACCUCUACAACAUUCAUUACUUGGUGAAUUGGGAAAGUGGUGGAAAUAUUACCUCAUCUAACAAGCAUAUAAAAUGGGUAAGAAGGUUUUACCAUUACAUGACUCGUUAUGUGUCAAAAAAUCCGCGAGCUACAUAUCUCAACUUUAGAGACCUUGACAUCGGGGUAAAUAACAAUAAGGACGACACCACAAGUGCUUAUAAUAAUGUUGAACGAGCGAGGAUUUGGGGUACCAAGUAUUUCAAUAAUAAUUUCUACAAGUUGGUUUAUGUAAAGACAAUAGUUGAUCCAACUAAUUUCUUUACAAACGAACAAAGCAUUCCAUCUCUUCUCGCGAAUUAG